AAGUCCUUGGUCUCUGAUCUCUGUCUCUUCCCCUAUAAAUAGCUUACAAAUAACACAAGUUAUUCCGGAAUACAAGGGUAAUGAGCCAUCAUGAAUCCUGAUCUGUGUAAGGCUGUAACUAAAGGCAACUCAGCUUUGCUCUCGCAUUUAUUUAAGACGGCAGGCGACAAUGUCCGGCGAGAGCAGAGAGACCAAAACAAGAACACUCUCCUCCACAUCGCCGCCAGCUACAACAACGUCCAUGUUGUAGAGGUAAUCCGCAAAAACCAACCAACAACUACACUCAGAAGUAAGAACUACACAGAAGACACCGCACUCCACAUUGCUGCACGCCAUAAUAAUGCUGAAGUGGUUAAGUAUCUGCUGCGCUGGGCUAAGAAAACAGACAAAGAAGAUAAACGGUCUAAAGCAUAUCUUACGGCGUUCUUAAAGAACAGAGAUGGGAACACAGCCUUGCAUGAAGCUGUUCUUAGGCGUCACCGUGAGGUGAUUGAGGUGUUCAUGGAGUUGGACAAAGAGGUCCUCUUCAUUAAGAAUAAGCACAACGAAUCAUCUCUUUAUCUGGCUGCUGACCGUGGGUUACACGUUGAGCUGGGGAAGAUGAUGAUUGUUGCACUGGAAGACGAAGCUUCCAAGAAGAUGAAAAAUUUACCUGUCUAUGAAGGCCUUGACGGCAAGACACUUUUGCACGCUGCCGUUGUUAAGAAGCAUAUAUUAUGCGUCAAUAUUAUACUGGACAAAAAGAAGGAGCUCAUUAGUAGAGAAGAUGAUGGUGGAAGAAAUCCUCUUCACUAUGCAGCAUUAUUUGGCCAUUCUGAAGAAGCUCGUUGCAUACUGGAAAAAGACGCUCAAAUUGCUCACAAAAAGGACAACCAAGGCAUGUAUCCCAUAUACAUUGCAGCCAAUAAAGGUCAUGUUGGCAUUAUUGGAACAAUGCUAAAAUAUUGCCGAGAAACGAUAGAGACAUUAUACGAAGGAGAUCAGAAUGUUUUUCACCUUGCUGCUAAGAGUGGGAGAGGGAAUUCAGUAAGUUACAUGCUUCAACAGAAAUCUGAUUUUGAGAAAUUUAAAAAUGCGAAGGAUAUCGAUGGAAACACGCCACUACAUUUGGCCACCAAGAACUCGUACCCGAAGGUUGUGAGCAUUCUCAUGUGGGGGCGUGUAGACAAGACUAUCAUGAACAAAGAAGGCCUGACAGCCCUAGACAUUGCAGAGGAGCAAAUGAUGGAGAUCUCAUUGCCAAAGGUUCUUACCCUAACGACCUUAUGAAUUAACGGAGCACCAUCUGGUCUACCUUUUCCAAUUAUUGAGAAAGAUACGUCAACAAUUACUCCACCAGUAUCAACUCGAAGUUCUUCAAUGAAAGAGGACAAUAAGUCAAAUGAUGAUCCAAAAACAGAAAAUUACAAAGACAAGUUCAAAGAGAGGAUCAGUACUGUUGCGGUUGUAGCAACGUUGAUCAUGACGGUCACCUUUGCCGCGGGUUUCACAGUCCCUGGAGGUUACAAUAGUGAUGGCCCACACAAAGGUAUGGCUACAUUGUUAAAGAAGCCUACGUUUAUUGUUUUUGUGAUCUGCAAUACCUUGGCUUUGUAUCUGUCUAUCGUCGUUGUGGUGAACAACGUCUGGGCUCAGUGGGGUGACAACAGCUUGUUGAUUAUUGCGGUUAACUUAAGCGCACCAUUGUUGGGUAUAGCUCUCGUUUUGAUGGCCAUAGCAUUUGCAGCAGGUUUGUACUCUGUGAUACUUAAGCUUCAGUGGCUUGCCUUCUUGGUCUUGGUCAUUGGAGGCAUCUUUGUUUGCUAUAUCGUGGUUAUCUUUGUUCUAUUCCUUAUCCCAAAAAUGUCCAAGUAUCCUGUUCUGCGAGAAAUCAUCAGGUGGGCCGUCAAUCUUUUGAUCUGGGCAUUUGAUAGAUUCUUCGACAAAAGGACUGUUCACUAGCAUUGGUGUUAUGGGUAUUUGGUGUUCGCGAGCUUCAAUCUUUUGACCUGGCAUCAUCUUGGGAUCUUCCGUUUUUUUCUCCCACCAUAGUUUUGGUGUACCAUAUCUUUUUUUUCCAUAUUUUGACUCCUCUUCCCCCGUUUUUUUCUGUAUCAUCAGUUUGGUUUUAUUUUGUUUCCUCCCUCCCCCAUUUUCUUGUUCCCCUUGCUUCUUUCGCUUCUUUCUACCCCCUCCCCCCAUCUGUGUUUUUGGUUUUACUUGUAUCGCCCCUUUCUCAAUAGGUUUGGUAAGUCUCUCUCCUUUCGGGUUGGCUUUCAUUGGAUAGGGUCUUUGUCCUUGCUUAGCUGAUUUUGGCUUUGUCUAGUGUAUCUGUUCUUCUUUUCUGUUUAAAUAUACUUCCUUUCAACCAAAAAAAAAAGCUUGGGAAGACGUUUCUUCUUUUGUUUGGAUGUUAGGGUUUGCAACUGUUUCCUUUUGAUCCAUUGAGAGGGAAAAGAACUCUUAUGGUAUGUAUUAUGGAUGAUAAUAGAUUUUAAUGUAAUAUUAGUGUAUGUGAUAUAUUGUAUCAGUGUUAUAUCAUCACAAUCUUAUUAUUAUUAAGAAAGAUUAUAUUUGUGA
This is a messenger RNA of Macadamia integrifolia, 2559 nucleotides long. Its product is annotated as protein ACCELERATED CELL DEATH 6-like. NCBI's taxonomy places the organism in Eukaryota, Viridiplantae, Streptophyta, Magnoliopsida, Proteales, Proteaceae. The record is from RefSeq and is a predicted model, not a curated record. Bases 91 to 1269 code for a protein of 392 amino acids. Gene Ontology annotation, molecular function: protein binding. The transcript has 3 exons.